Messenger RNA from Cornus florida, 1257 nucleotides. Its product is annotated as 8-hydroxygeraniol dehydrogenase-like. The record is from RefSeq and is a predicted model, not a curated record. Bases 5 to 1093 code for a protein of 362 amino acids. Gene Ontology annotation, biological process: lignin biosynthetic process. Gene Ontology annotation, molecular function: zinc ion binding; cinnamyl-alcohol dehydrogenase activity. The transcript is spliced from 5 exons. NCBI's taxonomy places the organism in Eukaryota, Viridiplantae, Streptophyta, Magnoliopsida, Cornales, Cornaceae.
UUUCAUGGCAAAAUCACCAGAGACAGAGCACCCAGUGAAGGCUUUUGGAUGGGCAGCUAGAGACUCCUCUGGAGUCUUCUCUCCAUUCAAAUUCUCCAGAAGGGCCACUGGUGAGAAAGAUGUGAAAUUCAAGGUCUUGUAUUGUGGUAUCUGUCACUCUGAUCUUCACUUUGUGAAGAACGAAUUUGGCAUGUCUAUGUAUCCUCUCCUCCCCGGGCACGAGAUCGUGGGCAUAGUUACUGAGGUGGGUAGCAAGGUACAAAAGUUCAAAGUUGGAGACAAAGUUGGUGUCGGUUGUCUGAUUGGAACAUGCGGCUCAUGCGAAAAUUGUGCUAAAGAUCUUGAGAGUUACUGUCCUGAAAUGAUACUUACUUUCAGUACCAUUUACCAUGAUGGAACAGUCACAUAUGGGGGUUACUCUGAUAUCAUGGUUGCCGAUGAACACUUCGUGCUUCGCUGGCCUGACAGCCUGCCUCUUGAUGCUGGUGCUCCUCUCCUAUGUGCAGGGAUUACAACUUAUAGCCCCCUGAGAUAUUUCGGACUUGACAAGCCAGGUAAACAUGUGGGUGUGGUAGGUCUAGGAGGUCUCGGCCAUGUAGCUGUGAAGUUUGCGAAGGCUUUUGGGGCUAAGGUGACGGUCAUCAGUACAUCCCCUAACAAGAAAAAAGAAGCCAUUGAACAGCUAGGUGCUGAUGCAUUUUUGGUCAGCCUUGACUCAGAUCAGAUGCAGGCAGCAAUGGGCACAAUGGAUGGUAUCAUUGAUACUGUUUCUGCAAAUCACUCUAUUUUACCGUUGAUUGGAUUGUUGAAGUCACAUGGAACAUUGGUUUUGGUUGGUGCACCAGAGAAACCACUAGAGCUACCAGUGAUGCCAUUGCUUAUGGGGAGAAAGAUAGUGGCUGGUAGUAGCAGUGGGGGAAUAAAAGAAACGCAAGAGAUGCUCGACUUUGCAGCAGAACACAACGUAACAGCUGAUGUUGAGGUCAUUCCAAUGGACUAUGUGAACACUGCUAUGGAGCGUCUUGCAAAAGCUGAUGUUAGAUACCGAUUUGUCAUCGACAUUGGGAACACUUUGAAAGCUCCUUCAUCCUAGGAAUUUUGGUUUUUCCGAGGUUGUUUCGUGGUCAGACAAGGGAUCGAUAUUAGGAUCUAUGUUUCUAUGUGGUUGUCUUCUAUGGUUGUUGACAUCGAUCUUAAUCUUCUUGUAAAUCAGUGCUCAAAUGUGAGAUUUUAUUUCGUCGUGUGUACUUUUUUCAU